This is a messenger RNA of Miscanthus lutarioriparius, 924 nucleotides long. Lineage: Eukaryota; Viridiplantae; Streptophyta; Magnoliopsida; Poales; Poaceae. The record is from the annotation of a GenBank genome assembly.
AUGACCAACCACCUGUUCUCCUUGGUGGACCUCGGCGAGCUGCUCGCAGCGCACAGCCUCGAGGUCGCCAUAGUCCUCGGCGGGCUGACCGACGAAAUGGCCGCUGGCGGCGGCGCGGCUGCCGGUUCAUUUGCCCAAGGCCUCGCGGCUGCGCACCCCCAGUUCUCCUUUCACUGCCUGCCGUACGUCAGGCGCCCGCGCGACGUGCCCGCCCUCGAUUACGUGGUGCAGACCUUCGAGCUCGCCCGCGCCUCCAACUCUGACCUCCGUGAAUUCCUCCGCGUCGCUUCCCCUUCCCCGGCCGCCCUGGUGCUGGACUUCUUCUGCGGCAGCGCCGUGGACGUCGGCGCCGAGCUGGGCAUCCCCACCUUCCGCUCGCUGGAACCCCGCGCCACUGACGCCAUCGUAGCAGGCCUCUGCACGCCACCCAGGAGACGGCCGAGGCACGUGGCGCGCGGGCUGGAGAUGAGCGGGCAACGGUUCCUGUGGGUCGUGCCGGGCCCGCCUGGUGGCGAGGAAGACGGGCAGAAGCCGGACGCCGGCGGCCUCGGCGCGCUCCUCCCCGAGGGCUUCCUGGCGCGCACCAAGGGCAAGGGGCUGGUGGUCGAGGCGUGGGCGCCGCAGCGCGAGGUGCUGGCCCACGGCGCCGUCGGCGGGUUCGUCACGCACUGCGGCUGGAACUCGGUGCUGGAGGCGAUCAUGGGCGGCGUGCCCAUGCUGGCGUGGCCGAUGUACGCCGAGCAGCGGAUGAACAAGGUGUUCCUGGUCGAUCUGCGCCUCGCCGUGCCUCUGGAAGGGUACGGCAAAGAGAUAGUCAAGGAUGAGGAGGUAGCUGCCAAGGUGAAGUGGCUCAUGGAGUCGGACGGCGGCAGGGAGCUUCGUGAGCGGACACGGGCGGCGAUGCGGGAGGGAAGGAGACGCUGA